This is a messenger RNA of Didymodactylos carnosus, 801 nucleotides long. The record is from the annotation of a GenBank genome assembly. Lineage: Eukaryota; Metazoa; Rotifera; Eurotatoria; Philodinida; Philodinidae.
AUGGUAAACCUAUCUAACUCUACAUUAUCAUCAGCAGCAAAAGAUUUGAAUAUUAUUUUAACAUUGAGUUCGAUACAACAAUUCAUAAGUCGUACAUAUUAUAUAGUACUAUUAAUUGUUGGGAAUAUAGGAUGUAUAUUAAAUCCGGUAAUAUUAUUACAACAUUCAUUACGCUUCAACUCAUGCUCUCUCUAUAUAAUAGCAUCAUCAUUUACAAAUAUAUUCAUUAUAAAUUUUGGAUUAUUAACACGUAUAUUAAGUUAUGGUUAUAAUAUCGAGCCAGCCAGAUAUUCAGCAAUCUAUUGUGCUUUAAGAACAUAUUUUAUAACUCUAUUACUUAUAUUAUCACCAAGUUAUAUUGUCAUGGCAUGUAUAGAUCGUUAUGCAUUAAGUUCAUUGAAUAUUACAUUAAGAAAACUAAAUAACAGAAAAAUGGCAAAGCGAUUAAUACUAAUAAUAGCAUUAUUUUGGCAUUUAUUAUCAAUACAUAUAUUUAUUUUUUAUUAUCAUUCACAAGAUACUUUUAUAUCUUGCGUACCAAUAGAAACUUAUUAUAGUAUUAUUUAUUCAGCAUACAUAUUUGUAUGUUCUGGUUUAUUAAUUCCAUCAUUAAUGACGAUAUUUAGUCUUUUAACAUUGAAUAAUAUUAGAAAAAGUCGUCUACGAGUUAUACAUCAUGAAAAUACUGAUACGAUUAAAAGUAUUAAUAGUAAACAGGCUCGUUUAAGAAAACAUAACAGACAAUUAUUAACAAUGAUAUUAAUUCAAGUAUGUAUGGCGAACUUAUAUGGAAAUUUCUAA